This is a messenger RNA of Penicillium nucicola, 1683 nucleotides long. RefSeq lists its product as uncharacterized. The record is from RefSeq and is a predicted model, not a curated record. The transcript is spliced from 3 exons. Bases 1 to 1683 code for a protein of 560 amino acids. NCBI's taxonomy places the organism in Eukaryota, Fungi, Ascomycota, Eurotiomycetes, Eurotiales, Aspergillaceae.
AUGGCAAAACAGAUAGAUCGAGGUGCCGAAUUGUUGACUUUUACAAACUCUGCAUUGAAGCGCAGUGUCGCUCUCCUUAACACGGUCAAUGGAUACAAAACCCGAUCAAAGCCUGUACGCAAACUGAGAGAGGAACUCGAGGAUCUCAAUCAAGUUCUUGAAAUCCUGAGCCACGCAAUCAACACCAACGAUAAUGCAGAAUUCACUGCUCUUCAAAUCCCCCUCCAGCGAUGUGGAAACGCCUGCCGGGGGUUCGAAGAAUCAAUCGUGAAAUAUUCCACUGAAAUUUGUGACGGAGAAAUGAGCGGCCAAGACUGGGCAGAACUAAGGUACAUUGGCGAAGAUAUACAUGGGUUCCGCGACAUGGUAGCUGGUUACAAUUCAACUAUCAAAAUCGCUCUCGCCGGAGUGAAUCUUCGAAAGUCUCCUGUCACAGCCAACGUCUUGGAUGAUUACAAAGAACUUAUCGAGAACACCACCAUUGACCUUAAGGCGCAUUUAAAGCUCAUCGAUGAAAAACUCGAGGCAAUUGUCGCUAAGGAUACGGAAAGCUUACAUUCCGAAGUUGAAGAUCUACAGCCGGUGAAAGAGGAACGACUUAGCUCCAAAGCAUGCCUCAAGAUAGCUGCACGUUUAUCAUGGCUAAUUGAGCAGCGUCAGCGGGAAACAAGGCAUCGUGAUAGCCUCAUUAACUCAUCAGUCUCAACAUUGGGGAUGAUGACCGACGAAACAGUGCAAGAAAUCAUUAGGUACUCUGACCAAGGCCGGCGGCGGGAGGUAGAAGCUUUGUCCCAAAAAUUGCAGUUGGAAUACCUCAAAUUUACCAACGAGGAACUAUACGGUGACUCGGCGGAGAAUGAUGGAAGUUCUAGGAGCCAUUGGCUUGUGGAAGAAUCAAACCCUGAUCUCAUGAUGUUAACGGAAAAAGCCACGGAUGCAGGGAACAUUUCCACCCCUUCUGAUCCAAUUCGUGGAGCAGGUGACUGCCAGUGUAAUAUAUCAAAACCUCCGUCUGUUUUUUCGUUGGCAACAAUGCCAUCGACCACUUUCACCACCGAUACUCGGCUUACUGCAGAUGAGAUACGCACAGCCGUUGACGAGCUUGUCUGCAUAUUUUCGGAGGAUGCAGAAAUUGAUUACUUGUUCAGAGACGCAAUAUCGAAACGACACAUAGCUUCGGAUCGCCUUGACCGGAACUUUCGAAGGCUCAUGAAACGUUUUGCUAGAAACUUGAAGGACGAGGCACAAGAGGCAGUUGAUCUUGACCUCGCAAACCUCAUUUUAUCAAGGGUCAGUCUAGUCGCCGAGAAAAUUGGCACCAAAUUUAGGCAGGAGUCUUCUGGGCUCGACGGCUUUCCUGAAAGCUCACUACAAAUGCAUGGGAGAGUCGAGGUCGCAUUUCGCCAUGCACAAGAUAUUCACGAUUUCAGCAGUGACGAAGAGGAUGAUGGGGAGGAACCUGGAAUCGAUGAUCGAUUUGCUAGGCUGGUGUCUCAUGGCCGCAGCUUUAUCGAAGAGAGUGCUGCUUUCCAGAAGCUGCGGGUGGAAUUCAAGGACUUCCUCAUGCCGACUGUCAAACCUAUCAUUUUAGAUUUCAGUUUCGAUUCAAAGGAAUGGAUGAUAAGAGCUAGCUACCUCGUGGCACUUUUCUCGAUCCAUCGAUUGCCUGGGUUUGAGCUUUAA